AUGGCAACGAAUACCACGGAAACCAAGUUGAUCAGCCCCUCCUGCAUCGGCCAUUUUGGCCUGCGCACCACCCCAGAGAAUUUCGAAGCAAUGGUUCAAUGGCAUCUGAAUUUCUUCGGCGGUCAUAUCACCCUGCGCAACGAGAAAGCCGCCUUCAUCGCGUACGACGAAGAACACCAUCGCCUCGUGAUCGUCAAUGACAAGAGCCACCGGCCCAUCGAUGAUCGGAGGACCGCGACGGGAAUCUACCACAUUGCGUUUACGUUGCGCAGCCUCUCUGAACUGGUUGAGAGUUACGAACAGAGGAAGGCGCUCGGUAUCCUGCCUCACUGGCCGGUCAACCACGGCAUGAGCACCAGCAUGUACUACUUCGACCCGGAUGGAAACGAGUUCGAGUUGCAGGUGGACAAUUUUGAUACGCCGAAGGCUGCACGGGAAUUCAUGGCUAGUGAGGAGUACGCCCAAAACCCGAUUGGGGUGGAUAUUGACAUGGAUGAAUUCAUUGCGAGGGUUCGUAGUGGUGAGGAUGAGGCGGCUAUUAAGAAGCGGCCGGUGAUUGGGCCGAGACUGUCGCGAUGGGAGAAUUCGAUCUACUUUAAGGAGUAA
Messenger RNA from Penicillium paradoxum, 606 nucleotides. RefSeq names its product VOC family protein. NCBI's taxonomy places the organism in Eukaryota, Fungi, Ascomycota, Eurotiomycetes, Eurotiales, Aspergillaceae. The transcript has a single exon. The record is from RefSeq and is a predicted model, not a curated record. Bases 1 to 606 code for a protein of 201 amino acids. Gene Ontology annotation, molecular function: catalytic activity; ferrous iron binding.